AUGAGCUGGAGACGCAGCGGCCAGAGUCAGUCGGUAGCGGCGCGUCCCAGGCGCGAGUCGCUAAAAAUGAAUCGGCUUAAGUACGGAUCUGUAAUGGUGGAGACCGGAUCGUCGGUCUUGAUGUCGUCUCUCAUACGUGUACUCGCUGUGUCUUUCGUGCUCUUGUGGCCGGUAUUAAGUGAGGAGACCAGCCUGACCGGCCGUAUGCGGGCGAUCAGCGAGGAUCUAGACAGGCAACUUAACGAGAUAAUGGCCUCGCAGGCGCUCAGCUAUUCGACGGUGAACACCGUUGGGCUGCCUUACAACGCUACCACUAAGUUCAAUCCAAAGGGCAUGGGCCAGCUGUACAAUGUGACGAAUAUAUUCAUCGAUUUGGUGCAGAGCAAGCAGGCGUAUCCGGAGGGUAUGAUCACUCUGGUCGACGGCGCUCCAGCUUUCGUGGACCCUCUCAAGGAAUGGAAGAUAAUAAUAACGCAUUACGGAGGAUUGGCUGGUCUCGCUCUGAUCGGACUUAUCCUGGCAGCUAUUCUCCCCUGCGCCGGUCUCUUUUUCUGUUGUUGUAGAUGCGCGGGACAUUGCGGUGCCCGAAGUCAACCCUUCGAUAAAAAGCACGAUCACUGCAGGAAAAUUAUGCUCAGCAUCGUGUUAAUCGUUGUCGCUACUAUUAUUCUAUUCGGCGUGGUGUGUGCCUUUGUGACAAACGAGUACAUGCAAGAGGGAACCAAAGAGCUUCCGUGUAAAGCCAAGACAAGUCUGAAAGACGUCAAGCUCUACUUGACUACCACGAAGCUAGAGAUUGACAAUUUGCUCAAGACCAAUCCCGAGGAACUUGAAGUUACGCUCAACAAUAUCCUGCAGGCUAGUGGUAAAAUCGUUACCGAACAACUGGCGGAAUAUUCUCACGCCGUCUCCCUGACAAAUCUGAAUGACAUCGUUGCUGGCUUAGAGUCGAUCAGAGAGGAUCUCAGGUUGAUGAAUAAAAUAACGCAGGAAUUAAGGAUAAAUGCCAGUCAAUUGGACAUUGUUGUUCGUGGUGUCAAGAAAAAUCUUCUUCACACGCUGGCUGCGUGCACGACUGACAAGUGCCAACGAGUUCUGCACGAUUACAAAGUGAAUCAAAUGUCAGUACAGGUGGACUUCGAUAAGUACAUGGACCGUUACUUUCCAAAGCUGCCAGACGUUACAUUUGCGUUACAUAACAUCACUGUGCUCAUGGAGAGUAAUAUAGUGUCGGAAGUAAGCCAGGGCAGGGAUUCGUUUCUGAAGAUUCAGAAGGAUAUACAGCACGCUGUUAAUCAGACAAUCCCUGUAGUCAGUGCCAGUAUUCGACGAGCUUGUAACUACCUGGCGAGCAUUGCCAAUAACAUGACUGCCCUUAUCGACAGGAUAAAUGUCGACAUAGAUAAAGUAUAUAUGCGACAUUUAGAAGUUGCCCAGAACAAUAUAAAUCAGUAUUCACCCUAUAGAUACUAUCUUGGUCUUGGUAUAUCCGGUAUUCUUCUGACUGUCUUGAUGUGUUUAACGUGUGGCCUUUUUUGCGGUAUUUGCGGAAAGCGUCCGGACGGAUACGGAGAUGAUUGCUGUAAUAAAGGAUCAGGGGCACGGUUUCUUAUGAUGGCUGUGUGGAUUAUCUUUCUUUUGACGAGCAUUCUGAUGGUUAUAACUGUUGUUCAUAUGAUAACCGGCGUUAUAGCCCAACGUGGUAUCUGUGAGCCUUUAAAGAAUCCAAAAGACAACAGGAUGUUCGAACUGGUUGACGAGUUCGUGCAAAUCAAGAGAAUACUUUAUCCGAAAAAUCCUAAUGCGAAUAUUAACAUGAGUUAUAUUGUAACCAAAUGCCACGAGAACGAGACGCUUUACAAUGUGCUGAAUCUAAAAAAUGUAUUCAUUGUUGAAAGUCUCCGCGAUUACAAUGGACGUUACGACAUCAAUGAUACCAUCCAACAACUGCGCCGCAAGAUCAGCCUUUCUCCCGGUGUAGUGAUCCUGAAGGAUAGCGCGAGAUCCAAACUGAACGAUCUAGCGCAGAGCGGCCUAAGUGACAUCAAAUUCUAUCAGUACGCUGAACUACUCGCCGAGAACAUUACGAAUAUUAAUUUGGAACAUCUUGCCAAACAAUUACGAGAGGUUUCCGCUAAAUUACCGGAAGGGCAAGAGGAAAUCAGGCUCAGUCUUGAGAAGAAUGCACAUGACUUGGAACAUUAUCACAGAGACUUGGUCAUGCCUAUGGCCAUGCUCAGCGAACAAUUGAGCGCGAACGCGUUAACGCUUCAGGAGACCAUUAAAUUCAAUCAUAGUUCAAUGGCUGACGCUAUUCAUGAUUUAGUGGAUGAAGUUACCAAAGCGCAGCAAUUCCUAAAUAAGGAUGGACCAGAAUAUGUUCAAUAUCUUGCUACUAAAUUUGGCAAUGCGUUUUUGCAUCAAGUGGACAAAUUUCUCGAGCAUGUCAUUGAAUCUGCAAUUUUCAAGAUUGGAAGAUGUGCUCCAGUAUCCAAUGCUUAUAACGCAACGCUCGUGGCCGGAUGCAAUAAAAUUUUGGAUCCAUUCAACGGCUUUUGGGCAAGCGUUGGUUGGUGCCUAAUUCUAUUCAUACCAACGAUAGUGCUCUGUGUGAAGUUGAGCGCUCUGUACCAAAAGUCAGAUCCAUAUCCGGGGCCUCUUGUCGAAGCUGAAUAUUUGUAUGACGCAUACGCAGACAGGGAUAACAUACCCCUCGCCCACGUCCACGACAAGAAGCACAUGUCCCACAGACAUAACCCCGCGGCGUACGUCGAGAGUUAUGACGGACCGGCGAUGGGAUACGGCGAGCGCGAGAGGAUCCCUGAUGCCCACCAGAGCACGUCGCAUCACGACUCGCGAUAUUCUGAUCUGGCGUCUAAAAAUUGGGAUUUCCCCAACGGUGGUCCGCCAAGAUAUCAACCAGCUGCCGGGACUCCACCUCCUUUAAGCACUGAAUAUGAACGACCGCCACCCUAUUACUAUCCUGGGCCUGUGGAUAGAAAUUAGGAAACAAGUGCCGUGGCAUGCACAAAAGCAGCAUUGAACAGUGUGGCGACGCACAGCCUCACGCGCAGCUACAAGCGAACGUUCAAGAAUAGAGAGAAAUCUGGAUGUAAAAGGGACUACGUAUAAUAUACUUCACGUUUGUUCCUGAGCGUGCCACGGAUUGUGCGAACACCAAGACCAAGUUUAAUACAAACUAAAAUAGGCCAAUCUGGUCAAUGAUCCUUUCGCGGCCUUCCCUCCUUUUGUGGAGUACAGAUAAUCAAUAUAAAUGUGACGUAAAUUUCACUUUUUGUUUAAGCAUCACUUAAGAAUUAAUACUCAUGCGUUUCCGUACCGCGAAAGGAACACCAUUUUUUAUUAAAUGUGGACUUUAAGGAAUGCGAAGUCUCGCCGUUUCUCAAUCUUUCAACGUAAAGACAAACGUAAAAACAACGUAAAGACAACGCCCGGAUAUAUGUACAUCGUGGCUCACUCGACAUCCGUUUUCGUCUAUCGAGUAUGGAUAUUGAGAUAUUUGUAUAUGUCUUACGUUUUCGAUCAGUAAGAAUAACAUAUAUGUAGAACAAAGGUCGAUCGAACACGGGAUGAAGUCAAAAGAAAAUAGAAUUAGAUGAUGAAACGAAUUCCCUUUCGUUUAACAAUACAUAAAGACUGUACGUGCGUGAAGAACUACGAUCUAUCGAAUUGUCUAGCACAAAUUAUUAAUGCUGCCAAUGUAGCGCGCUAUUUUCCAUAUGAGAAACCUCCUCUAUCUUGACAGAUUGCUGAUCCAGCACUUUGAGCCACCAAACAAACGCCAUAUGAAAAAUGCCAAAUGAUACACAUGCGAUUUACACGCAUAUAUUCGAAGACACGCAUCGUUAUUACACUACAAGUGUCGCGUGGUUCAUCACUUUGGAUCUCGUUCGUCUUUAUAGUUGAGGAAUACUAGUAUUAAAUUCUUGUAUUCUCCGCCAAAUGUUGAUUUCUGUCUCGUGGCGGAGGGAGAAAGACAGAAAGAGAAUUUUCGAGCGGUGCGACUGCUCCAUUAUAAAUACUCUGUGUACAUUUCUCAGUAGUUGUUUUCUUAUAUACUCUAUCUUAUUGUGCAACAUUCUAUCGAUAUAAACCAAGGCGAUUUUUACGUAGAUCGCGUAGAUCGCGCCCAUACAUUCGCUUAAUCGGAUCUACGCGCUGUAUGGAUUCUUCGAUGUACGAAUUAUUACAACAUCCGUUAUCCUUCCCCCAUUUGAGUACAAACAUUUGGU
Molecule: messenger RNA, 4253 nt
Organism: Trachymyrmex cornetzi
Lineage: Eukaryota; Metazoa; Arthropoda; Insecta; Hymenoptera; Formicidae
Product: prominin-like protein
Cellular component (GO): membrane
Source: RefSeq, a predicted model, not a curated record